GAAGCUCUAAUGUGUACAGCAAAACCAUGAUUAAUGUUCAAUAUUUUGGUAACUGGGGAUGAAUUUUUGUUACCAAAUUUAAUACUUUAAAGUUAGAACGUCAGAAAUCUCAGAAACAGAAAUGGAACUCCGAAAGCACUUAGGCAAUGCCAGUAAUAUAAGCCUAGUAUAUAAUGACCAAAAUACCCACCAUGUUAUUAUCAACCCAUCUUCCGCUUCUCAAAGAUCAGUCUAUCCUAUCAGCAAAAAUUCCAUCUUUCAAAUGUUAGCAAAAUUAGAAUUUUACAAAACCCUAACCCUAAUCAGAGACGCAAAAUCGCAAUUUUUUGCACUCUCUUGUCAUUUAAUCCACUCUUUCUCUGACGACGACUACGAACCGCCAUUUUCUCCAAAACCCCAGAAACCCAAAACCCCCAAGACCCAGCAAAAACAACCCGACCGGAGUUUAAAACAAAACAAACUCCCUCUUAAGUCUGAGCUUCCGUUUGACUUCGAAUACUCGUACUCGGAGACCAAUCCCGCGGUCGAGCCCAUAGGAUUCCGGGAGCCGAAAAGGUUCUCUCCGUUUGGGCCAGGCCGGCUUGACAGGAAAUGGACCGGGACUGCUGCAUUGGCUCAAACAGAAGUUGAUUUGAGUCGGUUCGAGGAAGAGAGGAACCGGGUUCUCGGGGACCCGCUUACGGAGGAGGAAGUUACUGAGCUUGUUGAGCGGUACAGGCAUAGUGAUUGUGGCAGGCAAAUCAAUCUAGGGAAGGGGGGAGUUACACACAAUAUGUUGGAUGACAUACAUAACCAUUGGAAGAGGGCUGAAGCUGUGAGGAUCAAGUGCUUGGGGGUGCCAACUCUUGACAUGGAUAACGUUUGCUUCCAUCUUGAGGAAAAAUCUGGGGGGAAGAUCAUUUACCGGCACAUUAAUGUCCUUCUUUUGUAUCGGGGUCGAAAUUAUGAUCCCAAGAACCGACCAGUUAUUCCUCUCAUGUUAUGGAAGCCCUAUGCACCCAUAUAUCCAAAGCUUGUGAAGAAUGUAGCUGAUGGCCUGACAUUUGAAGAAACAAAGGAAAUGAGAAACAGAGGACUUAAUUCUCCUCCUUUGAUGAAAUUGACCAGGAAUGGUGUGUAUGUGAAUGUAGUGGAGAGAGUGAGAGAGGCUUUCAAGACUGAAGAUGUAGUGAGACUAGAUUGUUCAUAUGCAGGUACCAGUGACUGCAAAAAGAUAGGUGUGAAGCUAAGGGAUUUGGUCCCUUGUGUCCCUAUCUUGUUCAAGGAUGAGCAGAUUAUACUCUGGAGGGGGAAAAAGGACCAGCCACUGGAUUCCAACCCCUCAAUGGAUCUAACAAGUCAAUAGGUUGCUUUCAUCAGAUUCUUAGAUGCUGGAAUUAGGUUCUACAUCUAAGUCAAUGACUUCAAUUUGCCUCUCCAAAUGAUCGACGGGGCAACAGAUGAUGAGUUGAUAUACUCUUAGCUCUUGUUAAAUGCAUUGCUUGCAUGAUUGCUUGGCCCCAACUCAAAUAAGCAGUUGCUUUGUCAUUAUGCCACUCUUUUUGUGUUCUUACUUCACUUGUUCAUAUUCAACUUCAGAGGAUUUGACAUAGGUAUGUUCCUUGCAUGGAGCAAGGGUCACAUGAAGUGCUUGGGACUCGCACUCCCUUGAGCUAAAC
Molecule: messenger RNA, 1658 nt
Organism: Pistacia vera
Lineage: Eukaryota; Viridiplantae; Streptophyta; Magnoliopsida; Sapindales; Anacardiaceae
Product: CRS2-associated factor 2, mitochondrial
Exons: 5
Coding region: 122-1345 (407 amino acids)
Biological process (GO): Group II intron splicing
Molecular function (GO): RNA binding
Source: RefSeq, a predicted model, not a curated record